AUGACCCUGGUUCUGUCGUCGGGGAAGCCCCAGCACACGUGCAUCGGUAAGCAAACCUUGCGACGUGUGUAUAUAUAUGCUCUUGUUUUGUCUCUGAUCGUCGCAUUGUUCAAGCAGACUUCGAGCGUGAAUCCUCUAGCAUUUCACGAAGGCAACAAGCGUACAGAGAAGAUAGAAACGCUUCCUGAGCAGAAGAUGAAGCUGUCCGUGAUGUUGCUGGUGACUUCGCUUGCAGCUUGCCUGGCUGGUGCACAGCGGUAUCCUCAGUACGCGAGGCCCAACGCCACUGCGGUAGUUAACCGCAGUGAGGAGGCUGGUGUGGUCCGCACGAUACACACCAGCAAAGACGGCCGCACUCGCCUGGAGCUGCGCAAGACGUACGACGAGCCCUCCGACGAGAAACCCAAGUUCUCUGGUUUUCGGUUCUCGCAUCGAUUCUGAGGGACUCCGAACUGAUGUCUGUCCUCACACGAACAAUGAUUUUCUUCUCUUCAUUCUCUCUAGGUUCCUCGUAGAGUUUCUACAGAACAACUUCAGGUCCAGCUUUUUAUGAUGUCGAUCUAUUGUUAUAAAUUCAAAAUGGGAUUGUAUUUUCUUUUCCACAUUUUUACUCUGUGUCUCUUCUAAUAACGAUUAGCUUUACACUCUGAUUCUCGCAUCAGCGACUUCUGUAUCAGUAUCUCAGCUUACACUUUCUUAUCAUUUUUGCUACCUGUCGAAGUGUUUAAAAAUUAGCAAGCAACCUUCACCUUUGGCUCGAACUAAUAUUCAGUAAUUGGCAAAAACCAACAUCUGUCUUUUCUUCAAGUUUUAACUUAAACACGAACUUCAUAUCAAUGUAAUUUAUACUGCCUGUACUGGUACUGCAGCCAUGCUCUACAGUACCUGGCAUCACUUACACUAUGCAGCAUUUAUAGCAAACUGUAACUUACGAAGUUAUUCAACAUUUCUGAACUAGUAGAGUGCUUUGAUAUGGAAGAAGUUGGGUGCUGAGAAAAAAUAAAGUAAUGUUAGAAGUAAAA
Molecule: messenger RNA, 1022 nt
Organism: Schistocerca gregaria
Lineage: Eukaryota; Metazoa; Arthropoda; Insecta; Orthoptera; Acrididae
Exons: 3
Coding region: 1-441 (146 amino acids)
Source: RefSeq, a predicted model, not a curated record